This is a messenger RNA of Mesorhabditis belari, 387 nucleotides long. NCBI's taxonomy places the organism in Eukaryota, Metazoa, Nematoda, Chromadorea, Rhabditida, Rhabditidae. The record is from the annotation of a GenBank genome assembly.
AUGUCUCCAUUCAGCUAUUUGUUGGCUUUAUUUUGUGUUCUCGUCGCCGUUCUCUCGACUCCACAAGGACCAAUUGUUAGGCCACAAUCCUCUCCAUGGCCGUGCUACAGUCCAUUGGUUGUUUUGCGGUACAUUGAUUGUGAUCGAUUUUCCUCUUUUGGUCCACCUCGUGUCACUCGAAAAGGCCCUCCAUUCAGCACAUCCACGAGAAUCAAAGAGGUUCCUGUGGCGCGCAACUCGAAUCCAGGAUGGGGAACAAGAAGGAUCAAACAGAUGAAUGGUAAUUUCCCGUACUUCUCCGCCUUCAAUCAGGGAUUCCGGGCCCCGUUGGCGCGUUUCAGCCCGUUCUCCAAGCGGGCCACCAACGAUUUUGAGGACGAUUUAGUA